Molecule: messenger RNA, 1645 nt
Organism: Monopterus albus (swamp eel)
Lineage: Eukaryota; Metazoa; Chordata; Actinopteri; Synbranchiformes; Synbranchidae
Gene: rab10
Product: RAB10, member RAS oncogene family
Exons: 6
Coding region: 592-1197 (201 amino acids)
Molecular function (GO): GTP binding; GTPase activity
Source: RefSeq, a predicted model, not a curated record
GGGGCGGGGGAAGGGCGUGUCUAAAUGUUUAGGGUGUCACCGCGGUGGCUCUCAUUCGAAGGCGACCGUGGUCGUCUAUAUUUCGGUUCUAAUCUCUACAGAAAACAACGAAAUAUCUCCAGACAGAGAGUAAAUUUGACACACCUUUACGUUGAGAUCCUUUCCAAAUUCUUCUCGGUCGAGCUUGUAUUAGGGCUCUGGAAUGACGGGGUGUGCCGAGAAUUUGAAUUAGCUCGCCGCUAGUUUGAAGAGAGAGAGGAGCCAUUUUGUCCCGACUGUGUGGGAGAAAAGAAAGAGUGGAAAAGAGGAAUCACACGGGAGGAGAUCCUAUUUUUGCUUUCUGUUCUCAUGCUGUAGGGGGGGAAAAGUCGGGCUUGGGAAAUAUAAUUUAUCGGAUACGUCUGCGGACACUUUAUUUGGGUGGUAUUUAGCCAACUAGCUUGCCAAGCUAACCAACAAAUCUCAGAUUGUUAACAGUGAAGAGCAGCGGAGCAGCUGGUCAGGUUGGCUAAGGAACUGGCUUUAGACUUCCCACAGGCGUGCUAGGUUAUCAUUUUUGUAUCUAUCUGCGUGAACACAAGCUGUUUUUCAAUGGCGAAGAAGACGUACGACCUGCUGUUCAAGCUGCUUCUGAUCGGGGACUCGGGCGUGGGGAAGACCUGUGUGUUGUUCCGCUUCUCUGACGACGCCUUCAACACAACCUUCAUCUCCACCAUAGGAAUAGACUUCAAGAUUAAAACAGUUGAAUUACAAGGAAAGAAGAUCAAACUACAGAUCUGGGACACAGCAGGCCAGGAACGGUUCCACACCAUCACCACCUCCUACUACAGAGGAGCCAUGGGCAUCAUGCUGGUCUACGACAUCACCAAUGCCAAGAGCUUCGAAAACAUCAGCAAAUGGCUUCGCAACAUUGAUGAGCAUGCAAAUGAGGAUGUUGAGAGGAUGUUGCUAGGCAACAAGUGUGACAUGGAAGACAAGAGGGUCGUACCAAAAGCCAAGGGGGAGCAGAUUGCGAGGGAACACGGCAUUAGGUUUUUUGAGACGAGCGCUAAGGCUAACAUCAACAUCGAGAAGGCUUUCCUCACGUUAGCAGAAGACAUCCUCAGAAAGACGCCUGUAAAAGAGCCCAACAGUGAAAAUGUUGACAUCAGCAGUGGAGGUGGAGUCACAGGCUGGAAGAGCAAGUGCUGCAGUUGAACAACAACAACAACAACAACAACUCUUUCACUUACACUAAAGCACACAGACACACGCACACACACACACAUACUCUCAUUCUAACUGCUAACUCCUAACUUUCUCACCUUCUAACCUGUCUCAUAAGUUUUCUUACACACUGACACUGUCUCUUUAUCAGAGUAAAAAAAUAAACCACUUCACUUGUCUAAUCCCUUCUCCUCCAUAUUCUUCCACUCUCCAUCUGAUGAUCAUUUUUAUUUCUGAUAAAAAGAGAAAUCCAGUCACGUUUCUUGUCUUUUGUUUUAAAGGCUGUACAAAAAGUGUGAAACAACAAGCUCAUAUUUUUAAUAUUUCCUUUGCCUGAGCUCACCUGGUUGGACACCCUCACUGCCCCCUCGCCACCCUUAACCCCUUCCCCACCCACAGCAUUCACUUUCAUUCAGAGGAAAUCAAGAUAAAAAUCAAA